AGUCGUUCGCUCGCUUCAGGCGCACUCGCAUCCCAAGCUUUUGCCCGGUUACAUUCGCUUUACCUUCCACACUCAUUUUCUCUCUCUCUCUCUCUCUCUCUCUUAAUUUCUCUCAUUACCUCUUUGCCUCUCUCUCUCUUUUUUUCUCUCCCUCUCUCUCUCUCUCGGGCACACACAAAAUCCAUUGACGGUGAAGUGUCGUGCGUCGCUCCAUUCCGUGUCAGAUGAUCAAGGUACCAGUGCCAAAAAUUGUCGGACCAUCGAGUCGACGACAAUUUAGUCCAACACGUCGUUAAUUAUUUAUUUAUUAUUAUUUGUGUGCGUAUUUUUUCGAAAGGAGGGUUUUCUGUUUGAUUUCAGUUUUUUUUUCUUUUUAAUUGUUAAUUUAAUAUCUCUAGUGGUUCUCCCACUUUUUGGCUCUCUUUUUCUGUAUUUUUUUUUUGAAUAAAAUGAUGCACGGAUAUUUUUGUGCCGAGGCAGAAUAUCAUCGUGGCAUUCUCGUGCAGCCUCUCGAUACACCCACAACUCGACGGAGACACAUUGAAAAUGUUUUAUGAUAAACAGAAAUUUUUGACAUGAAUGAUUUUAAGUUGGUUUUUUUUUCUUUCUUUUCGACUGGAGAAAGAUAUUUGGUGCGGAUUAAGAUUGGAAUUGUUUUGCAUCAUGAAGAAUCUUUUUUUAAGUUGAGAAAAGAAUUUUGAUUUUGAAGUAGAAACAAAAUUUUGGUGCAGGAUUAGCGGAAGAAUGUACUGCAGCAUCUGAGGAAAAAUUGGGAGCAAUUUGGUGCAGCAUUUGGAUGAACAAAUUGGUGUAGCAUUUGAUAAAAAAUUUUGUGCUGCAUUUGACAAACAUUUUGGUGUAGCAUUAGGAGAAAUAUUUUUUUAAGCAUCUGCUGAAGAAUUGGGAACAAUUUGGUGCUCCAUUUGAUGAACAAUUUGGUGUUGUAUUUGAUAAAAAAUGUUGUGUAGCAUUGGCAAAAUAAUGUGCUAAAGAAUUAGGAACAAUUUGGUGCUUCAUUUGAUGAACAAUUUGGUGCUGUAUUUGAUAAACAAUUUGGUGCUGCAUUUGAUAAACAUUUUUGUGAAGCAUUAGCAAAAAUAUUUACUGCAGCAUCUGCAAAGGAUUAGCAAUAAUCGGUGCAGUAUUUGAUAGAUUUUUUGGUGCUGUAUUUUAUAAAAAAUUUAAUGCAGCAUUUGAUAAAUAAUUUGGUUUAGCGUCAACAACAGAAUUUGCUGCAGAAUCUGCUAAAGAAUUAGGAACAAUUAGGUGCAGCAUUUGAUAAACAAUUUUGUGUUGCAUUUGAUAAAAAAUGUUGUGCAGAAUUAGCAGUAAAAUAAACUGCAACAUCUGCUAAAGAAUUAGGAACAAUUUGGUGCUUCAUUUGAUGAACAAUUUGGUGUUGUAUUUGAUAAACAAUUUGGUGUUGUAUUUGAUAAACAAUUUGAUGCAUCAUUUGAUAAACAAUUUGAUGCAUCAUUUGAUAAAGAAUUUUGUGCUGUGUUUGAUAAAAACUUUGGUGCAGCAUCAGUAGAAAUAUUUACUGCAGCAUCUGCAAAGGAUUAGGUACAGUUUGGUGCAGCAUUUGAUAAAAAUUUUGGUGCAGCAUUAGCAGAAAUAUUUACUACAGAGUUUGCCUAAGUAUUAGGAAUAAUUGGUACAGCAUUUGAUAAACAAUUUGGUGCAGCAUUUGAUAAAAAUUUUGGUGCAGCAUUAGCAGAAAUAUUUACUACAGAGUUUGCCUAAGUAUUAGGAAUAAUUGGUACAGCAUUUGAUAAACAAUUUGGUGCAGCAUUUAAUAAGAUUUUUGGUUCUGUAUUUGAUAAACUUUUUGGUUCUGUAUUUGAUAAACUUUUUGGUUGUGUAUUUAAUAAACUUUUUGGUGUUGUAUUUGAUAAACAUUUUGGUGCUGUAUUUGAUAAACUUUUUGGUUCUGUAUGUGAUAAAUAUUUUGGUGCUGCAUUUGAUAAACAUUUUGGUUUAGCUGUUGAUAAACAAUUUGGUGCUGCUCUUGAUAAAAAAUGCAGUGCAACACUUGCUGAAAAAUUCGGAAAAUUUUGUUGUAGAAUCUGCUGAAGAAUUAGGAACAAUUUUGAUGCAGCGUCAGAGGAUCAAUUUUGUGCAGCAUCAGCAGAAAGUUUUUUUGCAGCGUCUGCGGAAGAAGUAGGAAGAAUUUAGUGCAGUAACCGGAUAGCAAUUUAAUGCUGCAUUGGACAAACUAUUUGGAUAAAUUAGUGCAGCAUAAGUGGAAUAAUUUUGUGCAACAUUAGGAGAAGAAUUUGGUGGAGCACUAGUGAAAAAAUUCAGUGCAUUUUAUUUGCUGCAGCAUUUCUUCAAGUGUUUGCAACAGAAUUCACUGUUUAAUUUGCUGAAGAAUUAGGAACAUUAUUUGGAGUAUUUUCUGCAGUAUUUCUAGGACUAUUUAGUGCAGUAUUUCUUGGAGUAUUUAGUGCAGUAUUUUUUGAGGUAUUUGCUGCAGUAUUUGUAAUAGUAUUCGCUGCACUUUUUGGAAUAGUAUUUGCUGCACUUUUUGGAAUAGUAUUUGCUGCACUUUUUGGAAUAGUAUUUGCUGCACUUUUUGGAAUAGUAUUUGCUGCACUUUUUGGAAUAGUAUUUGCUGCAGCAUUUGUUCGAAUAUUUGGUACAGUAUUUGCAACUGCAUUUAUUAGAGUAUUAGCUGAAGAGUUAGUGAUUUUUAUUGAAGAAUUUGAUGCAGCAUUUAUUGGAAUAUUUGAUGUGGUAUAUGGUGCAGCAUUUAUUAUAGUAUUUGCAACAGAAUUCACUGGAAAAUUUAUACUAGAAAAUUAAAGAAACAAAUAGUAACAUUUCUUGGACUGUUUGCAACAGAAUUCGUUGGAAUAUUUGCAGAUUAACUAGUAAAGGAAUUAGUAAAAGAAUUAGUAAAGGAAUUAAUAAAGGAAUUAGUAAAGGUAUUAGUAAAGGAAUUAGUAAAGGUAUUAGUAAAGGAAUUAAUAAAGGUAUUAGUAAAGGAAUUAAUAAAGGAAUUGGUAAAGAAAUUAGUAAAAAUUAUUGGAUUAUUUGCUACAGUAUUUUUUGGAGUAUUUCCUGAAGCAAAAAGUGAAAUUAUUUAGCAACAUUUAGUGAAGAAUUUGGAGAAGGAUUUGUUGUAAUAUUUGGUGCAUUAUUCGCUGCAGCAUUUAUUGGAGUAUUUGUAGCAGAAUUAAUUGCAGUAUUUGCUGUAGUAAUAGCAACAUUUAUUGGAUUAUUUGGUGCACUAUUUGUUAGAAUAUUUAGUGCAGAAUUUGUUGAAUAUUUGGUACAGUAUUCGAUGCAGUAUUUUCUGUAACAUUUCUUGUAGUAAUCGUUGUAGUAUUUUGUGGAACAUUUUAUGCACUAUUUGUUGUAUUAUAUGAUGCAUCAUUUGUUGUAGCUUUUGUUGGAAUAUUUGGUGCAGUAUACGCUGCAAUAUUUGUUGGAGAAUUUAGCGCAACUAAUAAACAAUUUCGUGCAGCAGUUGUUGAAGAAUUUAGUGCAGAAUUUAUUGGGGGAUUUAAUGCAGAAUUUGUUGGAGUGUUUGCUGGAACAUUAAUUGAAGAAUUUGCAGCCGCUUUUCUUGAAAAGUUUUAAUAGCUACAGCAUUUGUUGAAAAAUUCUAUCAACAUUUGCUAGAUUAUUUGUGCAGCAUUUUUGAAGAAUUUGAUACAGUAUUUGUUGGAGUAUUUACUACAGUAUUUGUUGGAGCAUUUGCUACAGUAUUUAUUGGAGUAUUUGGUUCAUCUGACUGACAAUUUCGUUUAGUAUUUGUUGGAGGAUUUAGUGAAGAGCAUUUAGUGAUUUGUUGGACUGUUAGCUGAAGCACUAGUUGAAGGAUUGUUAGCAGUAUUUGUUGCAGCAUUUGUUGGAGUAUUUGUUGGAGUAUUAGCUGCAGUAUUUGUUGGGGUAUUUGCUGCAGCAUUUGUCUUAGUAUUUGCUAAACUAUUCUCUAGAGUAUUUCCUUAAACAUUUGUCAGAAUAUUUGCUACAGUAUUUGUUGGAGAAUUUCCUGCAGCACUUGUUGGAGAAUUCGGUGCAACAUCUAGUGGCAAAUCCGUUGCAGCAUCUUUUGGAGAAUUCGAUUACUAAUCCAAAGAGGAAUAGUAGGAAGAAGUACAGCAUCUUCGAACUGAAUUCACACAACUUUUAAGUAUUUUUCGCUAAUUAGAAAAAGAGGAAGAAGAACGAAUAAAAGUACAGCAUCUUCUCAAGCUUUCUCCCCUGUUUGAUGAUAAUUUUGGUUUUCGAUUAUUAACCAAAAAGAAGAAGGAAAAAAAGAAGAGCAUCAAGAAGAAGAAUAAGAAGAAGAGCAAUAAGAAGAAGAAGAAAAAGAAGAAAAAAGAAGAGCAAGAAGAAGUGGAAAAAUCUAGAAAUAGCAAAAAUACCAGUACAUCAAGAAAAAAAUUGUAACAAGAGACGGAAGUGUUUGUGCAAUUAACGGAAAGGACUUUUUGAGCGUAAGGAUAAAACUGCGGAUAAACUAUAAAAUUAGAUCGAGGGUUUAUUAAAGAAUACCCAUAAAAGUGAAUACAUCCAUUAAGGAUUACAUGCACUGUUGGUUUUUAGUGGAGAACACCUAUAAAGUACCGUCGCUUAAGGAUGCAACAUCUAUAACCGUCUGUUGAAGAAGCAUCCAUAAACCCUCUGUUAAAAGAAGAUCUAUAAAGUGUAACAUCUGUUAAAGAAGUCCUAUAAAAAGACUUUCACAUACACACACACACAAAUACCAUUGCCACAAGUCAAUAUUUUCAAAUAAAAAAAAAACCAUCAUUACAGGAUCAUUAGAGCGUUCUCCAAAAAAACAAAAAUUAAGAAUCUGCAAGUUUAUUAUUAUUUUUCCCCUUUUCAUUCUAGAAGUGAACUGAUAUAGUGAGAAGGCGAAUUAGUGCGAUCGCGAAAAGAGAGUGAAAGUGAGUGCUCGCGUCGAGAGAGAGAAAGGCAGAGAAAUAAAAGAGAGAUCCUUAUCUCACAUUAAUUUGGGGGGCUGCUUAAAAAAAGGGUUUAAAAAAGGGUUUAAAAAGGGUCAAAAAAAGGGUUUAAAAAAGGGUUUAAAAAUGGGUCAAAAUGGGUUUAAAAAAGGGUUUAGUAGGGCUUAAAAAAAUUUCUAGAAUGGUUUAAAGUAGGGACGGUUUUCUCAAAAAGGAUUUUCAUAAAUAGGGUUUUUAAAAAAAUGGUUUUAAUAUUGGGGGUUGAACAGUUUUAAUAAAAAGGGUUUUGAAAGUAGGGUUUUAAUAUUCGAGGGUUUAGUAGGAUUUUUAUAGAGAGGGUUAAGUAGGGUUUUAAUAGAAAGGGUUAAAAUAGAGUUUUCAUAGAAUUUUGUUUUGAUAAAAACACUACUUUUAAAAAAAUGUUUUUUAAAAUCAAUUUUUAAGAAAUAUUUUUUUAAAAAAAGAAAAAGAAGAAGAAGAGUGAGAAAAAAAGAAAGUGUUUUGUGUACAUGGAAGAUGUUUUUAGAUGAUAAGAUAAAAAAUCAGCAAAAAAGAAGAGAAAUGUAGAAUUAUGUAUGUGCAGUGUAUCGAAACUUGAGUGAAUUUAAAAAAAAAGAAAAGGAAAGAGAUUAAUUUUCGAGAAAAAGAAAAAAGAAGAAAAAGAAGAAGAAGAAGAAAAAAGAAGUGGUUCAUAUACCACAAGCAGGGAAGAUGCUGCUUCACGAGAGUCUUGUGCCUCUGACACUCUUGGUGGUCGUAUAUCGUCCGAUGACAUUGCACGGACGCAGGGUCGCGCCGCUUAUGGAAGACGAUUGGGCGAGGAGGCCACAUCGCGCUACCGAAUGUACAUUCGGAAAACAAAUUCGUGAAUUGGGUUCAACGUGGCAUCCCGAUUUGGGACCUCCUUUUGGCGUGAUGUUCUGCAUAAAAUGCGAGUGUGUACCAAUACAAAAGAAGAAGAGAAUAAUUGCUCGUGUACAAUGCAGAAAUAUUAAAAACGAGUGUCCCAAAUUGACGUGCGAUGAACCAGUAUUACUUCCGGGACGAUGUUGUAAAUCCUGUCCGAAUGACUACAAUGUUGACAUCGCACAAGAUCUUCCGGCACAAUUGUCCUUGGAGGAGGAGGAACGAAGUCUGAAACAAUUUGGAACCCUUCUCACUGGUCGAACGAGUCAAAUGCUAAAACGUGAGGACUUCGGCAAAAAAUCAUCAUCCACGACAAAUUUCGACAACGUCUCCAACUAUAUUGCAACCGGUCGUUUUAUAUUCCACAGAAAAAAUCUCUACUAUUCGUUUGCCUUCACGGGAAUAACUCCCCGACCAAGGAUACUUCAAUUCCUCGACAUCAGCGGUAACAUUCUCGAGGAGCAGACACUGGAUCCAAUUGGUGGCGUCUAUCAGAAUGCAACUGGUAAAUUAUGCGGUGUUUGGCGACGUGUUGCACGCGAUUAUCGAAAAUUCCUAAGAGAGGAACGUCUAUUCGUGAGUCUCACUUGGGAAACGACGUCCACGUUAAAUGGUCGUCUAUCGAGGUAUCGCGCCCUCUCCACGGAGCAAUUCAGUUCACUCCUCGAACCAUCGUUGGGUGUCGAUCGUGCCGCAAUGUCUGGUUCAGGUGCCACUGCGAUAGUCUCGGCGACUUCUUUCAUCUCCACUCCUUCGGUUCAUAUCUCGUUGAUUUUUAAUGGUCUAUUCUUGCCCAGCGAUAUUGUGGAUGUUCCGAUUGUUGUUCAGCUGGAGCACGCGGAGAAGAAUCAUGUGGUGUUGAGAGAGGAGACUAUUGUUAAGAAACCAUCGAAUGAACUGAAUACUGGAGAGGUGAGGGGGACAAUAUCGGUGACGGAUUUGAGGUUGCUUUCUAGGGGAAAGCUCACCAUCAGCAUUAUGUCGAAGAGAGAUCCAGAGGCUUUGAAAUUGUCCGGGUCGGUGUCGCCGAGGGUUAGUUGUGAUAUGUAUCAGGCUUUGUUGACUACUGAGGUUGGUAGUCGGAGUGCUUCGGGUUUGGGUUGGGCGUUUUUGGAUCGAUAUGGGGCACUUAGGUAUGGUUUCGAGGUUCUGGGUAUGGAGAACGAUCUUCCGGUUACGCUGACUCUUGUUGAUGAGAGCGGAAAGAAGAGGCAGGAAGUUGAGGACUUGACGCCUUCGCUGAUUGGUGGACUCGCGAAUGGUACACUCGAGAGACCUGGACCUAGACUUUUGGAGCCGUUACUUAAUGGAGAUCUUGCUGUAGUAGCUGCUUCUCUUCAAAAAUCGGGAGCUAAUCUGAAGGGACGUUUGGUCGCUAGACCAGUCGCCGACGCUAGGGACACGGCAGGUCCUGUCCUCUUGCGUAGGGUCGAUCACGAUAUGAGUCAUUCGAAGGAAUCGAACCAAGUUCCAGUCGGUUUGGUCUGGGCGUCAGUCGAUCCCGACUGUACCCUCCACUACGAAUUGGAAAUUUCCGGACUCCCAAGCGAUCAGGACACCAGGAGUCUAAGGCUCUAUUUAGAGACAAUGCCGGUCCUGGCGCAAGGCGCUCCAGUUUCCAGAAGACUUUUGGAAGAAUUCACAGGUUCCGUUUUGGAGGGUUCGGUCGCUGGUUUAUCGCCGGUUGAACUCUAUCGCAUAGAGUCCGGAAUCGGAUUCCUCGAGGUCACCAAUAAUCAGUCGGUUAAACUCCUAAAGGCUCCGUUUAAAACCAGGGCACCUUUGAGCUGUCUGCCGCACUAUGCGGACAAUGAUGUGGCAUCGGUGGUGGCUUAUAAUCUCCAACCGCCUCAAUCCGAUUUAGAAGUGACGGCAUGUUUCCAUGAAACCAGGUUCUAUGAAGAGGGGACACAAUGGACGUCGAGUUCUGAUCCCUGCUCCAUGUGCCACUGUCACAGAGGAUUGGCCCACUGUGAUCCAGUUCCUUGUCCGGUUCUGCAGUGUGCUGUUGGAAAACAGAUGAAGGCGCCUGGGAAUUGUUGUCCUAUUUGUUCCGUGUCGAAGCUAAAUGAUGACAAUACAACAAUUUCCUUGACUAAGGGAUGCACACUCGCUGGACAAUUUCAUCUAGCCGGAUCCUCUUGGCAUCCUUACCUACCACCGAAUGGAUUCGAUACCUGCGCUCUCUGCACUUGUGAUAUCAUGACACUACAAGUGAGAUGUCCACGGGUACAGUGUCCUCCACUGGACUGUGACGAGAAAGAGGCGUUUCGACCGGAGAAGAAGGCCUGCUGUAGACAAUGUCCGGUUGUUAAUGUAACAUACGCAAAUGGUACUGAGAGUCAACUUCCUCGCGAUCAAGCAGCUUUAUCGACGCGCCGCACAUCGGAGGAGAUUCUCGCUUCCGGUGGUUGCAAAUACCCAGUCGGCGGUCCUUACGAGAACGGAAGGGAGUGGCAUCCACGAAUCCAUUCUCAUGGAGAGAUGAAGUGCGUCAAGUGCCGUUGCAAGAACGGUGACAUUCGCUGUGAUCGUAAACGAUGUCCGCGAUCAGUGUGCAAUUCAAUUGCCCACCAGAUCAGACGGGGUGAACGUCCCAUGGAUGACUGUUGCACUUAUCAGUGUCGUCGAGCAAGGCGACAUCAUCGUAACAAUCAUCACUCGUCAAAGCACGCAGUGGCACUACGUGGACUCAGCUGAUUUGUCACUCCCGCCAACUCGAGUGCACCGUCGAGGUUAUGUGUCCUAUUUUCUCUUCACGAUAUGACACACGUAAAUUUACAAAUAUCGAUAGAUCGAACGUAAAAAUCGAUUACUAUCGACAGUGUCGCAGGUCACUUUAACUAUCACUAUAUUCAACAUUUGGGGUUUUUUUAAUUGACAAUUUUAAAUUACAAUAGUAAUCCAUCUGCGGUUGAUAAUGACAAUCAAUGUUUACGGUUCCAUUCGUCAAGAACUAAAACAUUAUCUGCCGGAGUAUUUCGAAAUUGUAAUCGUACCGUAACAAUUUGUGUACACACACUGCAGUCUGCCCAGUAAAAAAAAACUAAUUCAAAUGAAUUGAAACGAAUUAACAUUUUUGGUAGGCUCCAAUUCGUAUUUGUCACAAAGCGGGAUUCACUCAAGCUCUUUGUAUAUUCAAUUGAAUU
Molecule: messenger RNA, 8974 nt
Organism: Leptopilina heterotoma
Lineage: Eukaryota; Metazoa; Arthropoda; Insecta; Hymenoptera; Figitidae
Gene: sog
Product: dorsal-ventral patterning protein Sog
Exons: 9
Coding region: 5631-8525 (964 amino acids)
Biological process (GO): multicellular organism development
Molecular function (GO): protein binding
Source: RefSeq, a predicted model, not a curated record